Diabrotica virgifera virgifera (western corn rootworm) is the source of this 3612-nucleotide messenger RNA. RefSeq lists its product as uncharacterized. The transcript is spliced from 2 exons. Gene Ontology annotation, molecular function: zinc ion binding; nucleic acid binding. NCBI's taxonomy places the organism in Eukaryota, Metazoa, Arthropoda, Insecta, Coleoptera, Chrysomelidae. The record is from RefSeq and is a predicted model, not a curated record. Bases 2303 to 3595 code for a protein of 430 amino acids.
GUUGAGUGAUACUCAUCGUCACUUUAUAAUAUGCAUUUCAAAAUAUUUAUUAGGAAAAGCAACUCCCAAUAAGUAUGCAACCAAAUAUACUUCAGCGUGUAGUAGGUAUUGCCUAGAUUUUAAUAAGUAUUUGGACAAAGUUGGUGACUUUUAGGGGAAUUCGUAAUCUAGAAGUUGGUCCGUGUGUCGAUACGGCUUCCGGCUGACGUGUUUGUCAUUGCUUCGGGGAGAGCAGGCCAGCACUUAAUUUUCAACUCUUGUACAGAAGACAUCUGAUCUCCCGAUCUCCGGUGGCCAUUGCCAGAAUUUACCUUUUAGUUGAAAAAGUUAUAAGAUUAAUUUACGUUGGAGGAAGUUUUUAUUUUGUUUUGGGUUUUGUGAAGAGUUUGAGGAGAAGAGUUUUUGUUUCCAAUACUUUUUUGAAGAGCAAUGGCCACUGGAGAAAAAGGAAAUUAAGUCACCAUUUUUUGUUUUUGUUGGAUAUGGAAUAAGCAAUCAGUUUGGGGUUUCUUUUGGUGUGGAUUGGGAUUUUAUGUUUUUUUGGAAUCAACAUUGAUUUUUACCGGUACUAGUAAGUACCUCCUCAUCGGACCAUCCGUAUUUUGGUUGAGUAUCUCCCCAGGAUUGGAAACCGGAGGAUACCUACCUGGCUCUCCCAUCGUCAACCUCUCAAGGAGUUUGGAGAAGCCUCCGUCCCUACUUUUGUAGAAGCGACAGGUUUUUAUUAUAAAAUAUAUAUUUUCAAUUCUUUUAAAUAACUGCUUGCAAUAUUAAUAUUUUUCCCAAUAAAUUAGAAAUAACCUUAAUAAUCAUAUAAACUCAUUUUUUCUAAAAUCACCAUUUGUAAUAUUCAAUCAUUUUUUUUUCAACAAGUUUUAUCGUUCACUGUUCGUACCACUCAUUUAAAAUAGUCCGGGAAUUAUAAACUAUAUGUUAAGGUGUUGUAUACAAUAUCUACGGUUUUAAUUCCUAUUUAAUAACCUUUAUUUCAGUUCAACAGGUAUGGUACUCAGGGUUAUCACUUAGGUCAGAUACGAGAUUGUCAACCAAUACUAUAACCAAUAUCCAUAAUACAUUUUUGUUUAAGUAAAUAACUUGUGAUUCCCAAUAACUGUCUUGAUCUAACUAAUUAAGUUCUUUGUUUUAAUUUUUAUUGUAAUCUCAUUGUCGACAGGAGCGUACUUUUCUAGUACAACAGGUACUGAUUAGCUAGUUUGUAUAAAAUUGUAUAUAGGGGUUAUAGGUUUUUUCAUUAAAUUUGUUGGUUGUACAUACUUAUAUGUUUUAUUAUCCUACCAUUUUGAGUAAUAUUAGUUAGGUACAGCAAUAUAGGUCACGUGGAGAAGAAUUUAUAAAAUCCUUCCCUGGCGCUCAACACUACUUCUGAAUAUCUUCUGGGUCAGUAGUUCCUUUUUUUUUACAUUUCUUUCCUUAUUUUACUUUAGUUUCUUAACACUCUAGUACUUCAUUAGGUACCGUCUUAUUUCGGGCGUGCAAAUACGGCCUGAUCCUCUCCUGAGUCCACUUGAUACGGUCUCUUAAAUAUCCAGCUAGCCUAUUUCUGUAGAACUUAGUCAUUUAUUAAGCUACCCCAUUCAAACAGAAAAAUCAUACGUUACAAUUGACGCUCGCCAACGUGGAGCCCGAUUUUCAGUAAGACAGUACCUUUCUUUAUUUUGUUGCUUAUUGUAAAUUUUUCUAGUAAGUAUCUUUCUGGUUCAUAGUUGUAUAUUUUGUAAUUAUAUAGAGAUACAUUUUUGAUUCCUUUUGUACGUUAUUUGUAAAAUACACUAGUGCACUUGUAUUGCUGUAUUGGUACUAUUUUAAUUUAUUUAAAAUAAUAAUUGUAAAUCGUGAGUAGGAUAAUAUUUGAAUAGGUAUAUUGGUUGACAUUUCGGUCUGGUCGGUUUGGUGAUACCUGGAUAUUUAUUUUGAAAAAUUUUGAAUGAUUUAUUUUUUUUUGAUAUCUAGGUACAUUACUAUUUCUGAUUUAGGUGCAGCCACAAUAUACUACAGUUAGCUAAAUUUUUGCUUACCAUACCUAUAUAUAAUUUAUAAAGUUUCAUUUUUUUUUAUAUACAUUUUCGUUUAAACAAUUACUUAAAUUAUUUUAAAUAUCUACCCCAAAUAUAUAUCUCGGUUAUAUUUGGUUUGUCGGUUUGUUAGGUCGUUAGUUUAGCAGCUCGUCGGUAGAGCAGCUUGUUUAGUAGAUUGUCGGUUAAUUGGGUCGUUAGUUUGUUGGGUUGGGUUCGGUUUGUCGUUGUUGGGUUGGGUUUAUCGGUACUAAAUUUUUCCUACCACCAUGUGUACCUUUCAGCCAGAGCAUUUAUUAGUUAAGGAGGUAGAUUAUGAGUUGAGGAUAAGAGAAAUAGAGGUUGAAGAAUCCGCUAAAUGUGAUAAAAAACGCAGUCUAUUGCGUGGUGCUCUUAAACAAGAGCAAGGAAAUAGGAGUUUCCGGCAAAUUUCAGCUGCAUCUAUUCCUUUCCUGGAACAACAACAGGGAAUAAAUGAGACAAUUGAGGAUCUUACUCAAAAGAUAUCCAAUUUUAGAGGGACUGUCCAUGAUAGCAUGUAUUCUAGAUACAUUUCACGUCUUGCUCAUAUAUCUGGUCGUAUCCACUUAUUAUGUUGCUCAGAUGAGGAGCAACAACUUUACAAACGCUCUAUGUCCAUUAGGAUUCUCAGUCUAGAAGGUGAACUCGAUUCUCGAGUAAAUCCUCUAGCCACGUCCACUCCUGUUUCUUCGGUUCAAGCCUCUAAUUCCUUGUUACAUCCCAAGCCUGUGCAGGUACAUAAGUGGGGAGUUUCGUUUUCUGGUGAAGGUCAUUAUGACCAUGUAAUUUCAUUUUUAGAUAGGGUAGAAUGUCUUCGUGUUUCGAGAGGUGUGAGUGAGGAAGAUCUUUUUUCGGCUUCUGCCGAAUUAUUUACAGGCCAUGCUUUUACGUGGUUUAUGAACAACCGUGGUAGCUUUACCACUUGGACUGGUUUGGCUCAGAAACUAAAAUCCGAUUUUCUGCCUUAUUCUUUCCAAACUGAUCUCUUAGACGAGAUCAAGAACCGCAAGCAGAAACCUGGAGAAUCAGUGACUAUGUUUAUUAACACUAUGUUGGGUAUGUGUAGUCGUUUAGAUACUCCUUUAACAGAUAAUGCAAAAAUUAAGAUAAUUUUAAAAUGUUUGCUACCUUUUUACCAUGCCCAAUUGGCACUUGUUGAUAUAGCCACUAUCGAAGACCUGACAGAUAAGUGUAAACGGUUAGAAGAAACUCUAUCCUGGUCUUUUCAUCCUCCUACAACAUCUAAUUCUGGUGCUGGAUUUACCUCUCACUCCUCGAGAAAUCGUUCUUGGCAAUCUAGACCCUAUACACCGAAUGUGUCUGUGACUACUCAUUCCUUUUCUUGCUGGAAUUGUCAGUCGAUUGGUCACGCAUUUCGGGAUUGUUCCAGACCCCAAACCCGGAUUUUCUGCCACGGUUGUGGUAAAGAUAACACACUGAAACGAAAUUGUUUUAAGUGUUCGGGAAACGAGCAUGCAGAGGCUCGUACCCUGAGCGUUCCUCAAACAGCAGCCCCAUCAGGGAAUAUGACGCAGCUGUAGACGAAGCUUCAGGUCCA